Molecule: messenger RNA, 3202 nt
Organism: Anolis carolinensis (green anole)
Lineage: Eukaryota; Metazoa; Chordata; Lepidosauria; Squamata; Anolidae
Gene: arid3c
Product: AT-rich interaction domain 3C
Exons: 5
Biological process (GO): regulation of transcription by RNA polymerase II
Cellular component (GO): nucleus
Molecular function (GO): DNA binding
Source: RefSeq, a predicted model, not a curated record
UCUCUUUCUCCAUCUUCUUCCCUUUCCGUAGGGACGCCUGUCAACCGGAUCCCCAUCAUGGCCAAGCAGGUGCUGGACCUGUACACGCUCUACCGGCUGGUGACCGAGAAAGGGGGCCUGGUGGAGGUCAUCAACAAGAAGAUCUGGAGGGAGAUCACCAAAGGACUCAACCUGCCCACCUCCAUCACCAGCGCCGCCUUCACCCUCCGGACGCAAUACAUGAAAUACCUCUAUCCCUACGAAUGCGACAAGCGGGCUCUCAGCUCCCCGGGAGAACUCCAGGCCGCCAUUGACAGCAACCGGAGGGAGGGCCGGCGGCAGACCUUUGGAACGGCGCUCUUCAGCUACUCCCCGGUGGGCACCCCGGGGGCCCUCUUGUCUCCCCCCAAACUCCCCAUGUCCUCCCUCACCAUCUCCACCCACAACUGCAACCAGAUCGGACAGGUCCACGCCAUCAAGAAAGAGGACAGCAUCCUUUCAGCAUCGGUGCCUGGCCGUCUGGCCAUCCCCGUCUCCCUUUCUGGUCAUCACUUGGUGGCGGCGCAAGCGGCGGCCUCGCAGGCGGUUGCGCUGGAGCAGCUGCGGGAGAAGCUGGAGACGGGGGAGCCUCCGGAGAAGAAGAUGGCACUGGUGGCCGAGGAGCAGCAGCGGUUGGUGCAGCACGCCCUCCAGCAGAACCUCCUGGCCAUGGCCUCCCAGUUCCCCGUCAACAUCAAGAUCAACAACCGCGGCGAUGACAGACAGGAAGCCGCAUUGAACCUGUCCACCAACGGCAUUAGCAGCAUCAACAUGUCAAUAGAAAUAAAUGGAGUUGUCUACACAGGUGUGCUGUUUGCCCGAAGGUCGUGCCUCCCCAGCAGCGCUGCCGGCCCCCACAGCCACGUCAGCCCCGUGACGCCGCAGAGCCAGCGCGGCCACACUCCGUCCAGCACCUCGCCCUGAGGCAGGGAUGGGGCCACCCAGAGCCCCCGACCCUUGCGCCCCUUGACCCGUGGCCAGCUUCUUUGGGGCAGCACUCCUCCUACGCACCUGAGCCAAGAGAGAUGAGGGGCGUUCAAGGGGACACUGGGUGGAUGGAGAAAAAAACCAGAGUGGGUCUGGAGGAGAGGGUCUCAGCCUGGGUUGGACCGUGGUUUCAAUGGCUUCUCCUUCCUUGCACCUUGUGGCUGAGGUUGCCCUUUGGAUCUCACUUAAGGAAAAGGUGGGGUCUCCUUCUUAGACCUGGUUCCUGCAGAUUCUCCUUCAUUUGGGCUCAACUGGGACGGUUGAGAAGACCCAAGGGCACUUCUGGUUGGUUGAGCACACAGGUGGGGUGUGUAUCCUUCCCUCACCUCUGUCUCGUACACACAUUUUGACACCAGGAUGGACACCAGCCUCUUAAAUGCACACCUCUCUCUCCUACCUCUUUUUUUCAUGUCAGGAGCAACUUGAGUCGCUUCUGGAGUGAGAGAAUCGGCCGUCUGCAAGGACGUUGCCCAGGGACGCCCGGAUGUUUUGAUGUUUUUACCAUCUCCUACCUCUGUGCUGUCCUUUCUUCGGCACCUACAAUCCCCAGCCAUUGGGAUUUUGCUCUUGGACAUCAGGAACCAAUCGACGAUCCUAGUUUUGCGCUUCUCUCUCUGUGUCGGAAAUCUCCAAACCAUUCUGUCUCCACUGAUAAGAACAUGGGCAGAAGAAGCAUCUGGAGGAGAAUGAAAGUCUGGGAUAAGAACAGAAAAGGGGCUUCUGUUUGGGAUGGACCCACGGGGACCAAAGAAAGGCUCGGCCAAAGCAAAAGGGGGCUUUGUGGGCUGCCCACCAGGGACUUCUUGACCUCCCUGCCGCCUUGGCUCUUUUGCCAUCUCCUUGCCCCCUUCUACCCCCUCCAACCCCCCAAUUCAGAUACCUCACGCUCACAAGGGGAAGGGGCCGACCCAUCAGGGAACCAAACGCACAAUCCGUGACCUCAGUGCACUUUUCACACUUGGGACCGGGAUGGAGGGGAAGCAGGUGGGCCUCUGAAGAGCGGCAACUAAAUAUUCGCCUCCUUUCAAAUGACUGGGUUUUUGGGGUGGAGGGUGGGUUGGGGGGGGUCUCUUUUGUGUGAGUGCAAAAGUGUAAAUGUACCAAAGAAGGGACUGGUUUCAUCUACCUCAUGUUCUUUAUGACGUGCCAACGGGUAGGGUGGGAUUUGAGAGGGCUGCGUUCUCCAAAUGGAAGAAGAUAGAGGUAAAAAUGUUUGGACGCUUUACGGACACAGCGGGUUGGUUGCUUUGUUGUUUUUCCUCCAGAGGAAACUCCAAACACAAUGGCAAACGAAUGUCCUAGCGUUGAAAGGCCCCGGCUCUCCAUUCCUGCCUCUGCUCCUCCUUCCCAAGAACUGGAACACAAUCAUGCGCUUGACCUAAGAAAUGCUCUUUUCCUUCCCUGCCACCUGUUCGGCAGAUGCAAGAAGAUAGAGGUAAAGCUAAUGUUUGGACGCUUUACGAACACAGCGGGUUGGUUGCUUUGCUGUUUUUCCUCCAGAGGAAACUCCAAACGAAUGUCCAAGCAUUGAAAGGCCCCGGCUCUCCAUUCCUGCCUCUGCUCCUCCUUCCCGACAACUGGAACACAAUCAUGUGCUUGACCUAAGAAAUGCUCUUUUCCUUCCCCGCCGCCUCUUGCGUUGGAUGUGGGCACACUGCUGUUGCCAUGGGGCCAUAGUUGGGCAGCAAUCUGCGCAUCGUUGGCAAAUCCAGCUUUUGGAGAUCCCUCUCUUUGCAGAAAUGAAUGCGACGCAAGCUGUCUCCUUUUGGAAGAUCCACAUGCAGACUUGGAGAUCCUGGUCCAGGGUUUGGGUGCUAAAUCCGGUGGACAGUUUUAAGCUCUUGGACCAAGGAUCGGACCCAGUUUGGGCACUUGGUUUUCCUGGAGGGACUGGGAAGGAAGCGGUUGACGAUCUCGUGUCUGUCUCUCUCUUGUAUCUGUGUCUUUCUCCUUCCUUGUGCUUGGCAGGUAGUGCUAGAUCUCCCUUUCGCAGUGUCUGUGAUGCUUCCCCGCCGGCCUUUGUCCCUUCUCCUCUCUCGCUUUAUUCCCUUCUCUCUUCCUCUCUCUCCCCCUUUUCCUUGUAUGUUUCGGAGUCAGUCCAGCAGACCUGGAUUGUGGUGCUCAGGGGAAUGAAUGCAAGUGUCACUUGAGAUGAAAAAGGAAAACAAAUAAAAGUGGAAAUACAUUUUAAAAGAGA